UCACCUUCUUCUAUUCUCUGUUUAUCGGAAAUUCGGAAAAUUAUUGCAGAAAAACCCUAGAAAUCUUGAAUUUGCAGAAACCAAGCAGGCAAAGAUGACGCAGAAGGCGAAUAUGUUCAAAGGUAAACAAAAGAAGAAGGCUGUUCCUCCCAGUCGCCAUGGAAAAGACUCUCACAUUCGUAAAGGAAAGAGAGCUAUUAAGCCAUUGAAGGUUACCAAGGAAAUGGAUGCUAGUAAGGAUGUAAGCAAGUUCAUUAACUACUGCAAUGAGGUAAAAGCCGCUGCAGUGGUUUGCAAGGAUGGAGGAUAUCUUAGCAUUGUUAAAACAACAGAUAAACCAUCAACAGCUGGAAAGUAAUAGGUGAGCUAGCUUUGGUAAGGUAACGAAACAUGAAACAGAAUCACAAGGAGUGAAGUUGAUACGACAUGUACAUGAAGUUUUGGGAGCAAGAUCAUACAACUUAUGUGUAGUAGCAAGAUCAUGAAGUUUUGUUAUUGUCAUGGGUUUGAUUUGACUUGUGUGCUACCUUCGCCGAGUAUAGUCGUUGUAUACUCUAGAGCUGCUGAAAUUUUGCCUUUUAUUAAUCGAGUCGAAUUAUGUCUUUUUUUCGUUGCAAUCUAAUAUACUACGGUACUUCUAAGCA
Spinacia oleracea (spinach) is the source of this 644-nucleotide messenger RNA. RefSeq lists its product as uncharacterized. The transcript is spliced from 3 exons. Lineage: Eukaryota; Viridiplantae; Streptophyta; Magnoliopsida; Caryophyllales; Amaranthaceae. The coding region runs from base 95 to 358 and encodes 87 amino acids. The record is from RefSeq and is a predicted model, not a curated record.